Sordaria macrospora k-hell is the source of this 603-nucleotide messenger RNA. RefSeq lists its product as uncharacterized. Gene Ontology annotation, biological process: cortical cytoskeleton organization; regulation of cell shape; engulfment of apoptotic cell. The record is from RefSeq and is a predicted model, not a curated record. Gene Ontology annotation, molecular function: GTP binding; GTPase activity; protein kinase binding. Gene Ontology annotation, cellular component: cytoplasmic vesicle; cytoskeleton; cell projection. Lineage: Eukaryota; Fungi; Ascomycota; Sordariomycetes; Sordariales; Sordariaceae.
AUGGCUGCUAUCGGAGGCGUGCAGUCGAUCAAGUGUGUCGUCACUGGUGACGGUGCUGUAGGAAAGACAUGUCUUCUCAUCUCAUACACAACAAAUGCCUUCCCCGGCGAAUACAUUCCCACAGUAUUCGAUAACUACUCGGCGAGUGUUAUGGUCGAUGGCAAGCCCGUGAGCUUGGGUCUCUGGGAUACUGCUGGACAGGAGGAUUACGACAGACUGCGCCCGCUUUCGUACCCCCAGACCGACGUCUUCCUCAUCUGCUUCUCCCUCGUCAGCCCUCCGUCGUUCGACAACGUCAAGUCCAAGUGGCACCCCGAGAUUCAGCAUCACGCCCCCGGCAUCCCCAUCAUCUUGGUGGGCACCAAGCUCGAUUUGCGCGAGGACCCCGAUACCAUUGCGAGCCUGAACCAGAAGCGCAUGGCUCCGAUAACAUUCGAGAUGGGUGUCAACUGUGCCAAGGAGAUCGGCGCGAGGAAGUAUCUCGAGUGCUCUGCUCUCACCCAAAGGAAUCUCAAGUCCGUUUUCGACGAGGCCAUCAGAGCCGUACUCUACCGCGUCGAUACGACCACAGAAAAGAAGAAGCCCAAGUGCACUAUCCUUUAA